Brenthis ino (lesser marbled fritillary) is the source of this 1437-nucleotide messenger RNA. The record is from the annotation of a GenBank genome assembly. NCBI's taxonomy places the organism in Eukaryota, Metazoa, Arthropoda, Insecta, Lepidoptera, Nymphalidae.
AUGAGUGUCCCCCUUAUUAAAAUAUUGCUGCCGAUUUUACCGGUGAAUAUGAAGAAAGCUUUUAUUAAAGGAUAUAUACGUUCAUUAGAGGAGAACUGUUUAACAAUAUUUAUUACGACUUUCUCGGAGGAUAAAGACAUUUUAAAAAUAAAAGACUUAAAUGAUGAUAUUAUUCAUGGAUAUUAUGGCAGUAUUUCAUCUAAAAGAAAAUUUGACAAUUUCAGUAGCAUUAUUAUUGAUCAAAAUGGUUAUCCAUAUAGUAUAAUAAUUAAUGGUUUAGAGAGAAUACAAACUGUUAACAGCAUUAUAAUUCUAUAUGAUUUUAAAAAAGUACAGAAUUCUGUGACUAUUAAUGCAAAUAAUGGAUGUUUUUCUAUAUUGCAAGAUUUAAUCCAUAAAGGUAAUAAAGGUACUUGUGAUAUAAACAAGCAUGACCCAGUAUUACAAAGUCCUAGUUUGCUGGCAUCUACUAUGUUUGGCCAACAUAUUUAUAAUUAUGUUCAAUUAUUAAAAUGGCUUUUAUAUACAAUAAAAAAUAAGGAACAGGUAUCAAUAAAGCAAGGGAAUUUAGUUUUGGCUAUUUUUGUAGAUGUAAUACUUGGAUAUAUAUUUUUGCAACUGUUUUUAUUGGGCAAAAAUGAUGUUGGUGUAGUAUUGAUGAGUAUAUUAGAGAAACUAGUUAACUUGAUGUACUCAUUACUCAAAUGGCUUAUGGGUGCACCAGCUGGGCUUAAAUUAAAUAACGCUUUUAAUAAUAUGUUAGGAAAAUAUUUUUUAUAUCAUGUCGAAUUGUGGUGGCUCUUUCUUGACAUAACAGGGGAAAAGUUGGACAUAAUUUUGAAGUUUUAUCAAUACUUGGGCUAUUUAGGGUUAACUUUUCAAGCUGCUAUUAUAUCUGAUUUGAUUUGUAUUGCUACAUUUCAUUCUUACUGCAUAUAUGUGUACGCAGCACGAUUAUUUAAUAUACAAAUAUCAGGACUGAAGGCGUUGUUCAGACUAUUUGUAGGAAGAAAAUAUAAUCCACUUAGAGGUGGCAUAGAUUCCUGUGAAUAUACAAAUCAAGAAUUAUUUGUAGGAACAGUAGCAUUCACAAUAUUGCUUUUACUAUUACCAACAACUGUUAUGUAUUAUAUUGUAUUCACUAUGUUCAGAGUGUUAUCUCUGCUGGUGCAGUACAUCUUAACUAAAGUAAUAUAUGUUAUACAAACCCUUCCACUCUAUGUAGCUGUGCUGUGGUUGUCACAAUCUCCCAAAAUAGCAGGAAACAUCUUAAUAGAAGAAGUAGACAGCAAUGCAUCAACACUCAUUCUCGAAAUGAAGUUAUUCAAUAAAUCCUUUCACGAUCUCAUGAAGAGCCAUAAGCCGCCAGUCAAAGUGCCCAAACUUGUGAAAUGGAGUGAAGUUGUGUCAAAUGUUAUAACAGGGAAUCAAAUAAUA